Messenger RNA from Esox lucius (northern pike), 6529 nucleotides. RefSeq names its product neuronal pentraxin-2. The record is from RefSeq and is a predicted model, not a curated record. Bases 83 to 1750 code for a protein of 555 amino acids. The transcript has 6 exons. Lineage: Eukaryota; Metazoa; Chordata; Actinopteri; Esociformes; Esocidae.
AAGGCCCUAACGCACGUUAACUUAGUGCUGUAGUGACGACAACUGUACACAAGGUGGCACCCUGAAUCCGCCGGAGACAUGAAUGUUCAUCGUGAUCAUAUUGGCCGCGGGGAUGGUGGCCUUCGUUGGGGCGGUCAUCUGCAUCAUUGCCGCGGUCCACACCGGCUCCGCCACAACAGCCCCCCAACAGCCUGUGGCCGAAAACCAGUCGUUGUCUCCCGAUUCAGGGUUGCCGCGGGCUUUUCCAGAGGACCCGAUAGCGCGAGCGGGACCGCUGGGCGCUCUCCAUGGUUCUGAAACGCCGGACGGAGUUGGCGAGGCGCCCACCUUCUUCCACGUCCCAAAUGUUCCAGACGGCGACGGCUCCAGGCAGAUUAGCCGACUUAUAUGCACCCCAGUCCCCGCCGGAGAAUGCAACCCCAGAAGCUUUCAGCAACAAUCGGACGACCCGUCACCGUACGCCGGCGAGGACUGGGGAUACCUCCGCACCACCGCGAAGGAACUCAGACAGACGGUGCUCCAGCAAAAAGACCAGAUUAUCACAGACCAGCGGACCAUUAGGGAGCUGUCAGGCAAGCUUUUGGAGUGUGAGAGCGGGGUAGAGGGGCGCAGCAGCUCGGAGAGGAGCGCUGUGCUUUUGAAAGGCAAAAGGGAAAAUGAGAGCCACCUUAUGUUUCGGGACAGUGCUCGGUCGUCGAGUGAAGCACAGCGGCUCUCCACGCGGGCUGUGGACGAGCUGGAGCAGGUCAUCGUUCAGCUUAAAGAACGCAUAGAAAAACUUGAGUCAGACAGUGGACCGCCGAUGUUCACUCACAACCAGACGGAUGUGGCAGCGGCGGCGGGUUCCCGAGGGACGGGCGGUGGUGGCGGACUCUCCGAGGCCCCAGGGACUCGGGUCGGGGAAGGGCCGGGAACAGAGUCAUGGCCUCGGAUGGAGGACCUGGAGGGGCAGCUGGAGAGGAAACUGGAUCUCCUGAAGAAGGAGAGGAAGGCUUUGCGUCACGAGUCCCAGAGACACAGGGAGGACAUCGACCAGGGGAUCAACUCCCUGCACCACCGCAUCGCUGGACUGGAGGAGGGACUCUCAGAGAACAGCUACCCCGAGGGCUACAAGCUGUCCCUCCCGGUGCGCACCAACUACAUGUACGGCAUGCUGCGCCAGCCCGUCCCGGAGCUGCGUGCCUUCACCGUGUGCCUCUGGCUGAGACCCACGGGGUUGGGCCUGGGCACGCCGUUCUCCUAUGCCGUGGCCGAGCAGCCCAAUGAGCUGGUGCUACUGCAGGGCCUACACACGCCCAUGGAGCUGCUCAUUGACGACAAGGUGGCGCAGUUACCUCUGAACGUGUCCCGGGGUAACUGGCAUCACAUCUGUGUGAGCUGGAGCCAGAGGGGCGGGGCGUGGCAGGCCUUCCAGGGGGGCAGACUGACCGGGGAGGGGCAGGGCCUGGCAACCUGGCACAACAUUAGGCCUGGAGGAGUCCUCGUCCUGGGCCAAGAACAGGACACUCUGGGCGGGCGUUUUGACUCAGCCCAGGCACUGGUGGGGGAGCUGUCCCAGUGGAACCUCUGGGAGCGGGUCCUGACGUCCAAGGAAGUGUCCAGCCUGGCCAACUGCAGCCGGCACGUCCCCAGGCCGCAUGGCACAGUGAUCGCCUGGACCAACCGGAAUGUGGAGGUGUAUGGAGGGGCCUCCAAGGUGCCCGGGGGGCCCUGUACUGCCAGAAGCACACCUGCCGACACUCCGCAGUGAGAUGUCGGAGGUAGUAGAGUCAGGACCCACAAACUGUCUCAGCGUACAACUGUACAUGUUACCUUAUUGUUUUGAUCGAACAGGCAAAGCUGCUCCAUUAACUGCACUCAGCUUAGUGAAGAGUGUUCCUAACAUUAUUAGGAUGUAACCAGCUAGUUUAAUGCAAAACGUAACUACUUGUUCAAAUUAGUUUGUGGAUCAACAAUUAACCAUACUUCAAUUUAAAUGCUAACGUUUCGUUAUUGAAAAGCCUUCAAGAGCAUUGGGAUGUUUUCGAACAUCUAUCUUGAAUUGACUUGAACUUAACAACCCUGUUUCAGAUAGAAAAUGGUAACAUAUAAUAUCCUCUUUGACAUGUACAUGAUCAUCCCAACUAUUCAUGACUUUUAUAUACCAGCAACAUAUAUUCAGUAGAGGGACAGCAACAGAAAAUAAUUAGAAUGUACAGUAUCUCAGCUGUUAACGAAGCAUUGAACAGUAGUUAUGGGUCAUUUGCAAAUGAUCGGCUCUUCUUGAUGAAUCUUGGGAACCAAAUUGCACCGGUGAAAGGAACUGUUUGUUUGGCUCCAGGAUUCCCUUACAUUUUUUAAAACAUUUGAUUGGUCAAGGUAUGUAAGGAAUCAAGACAUUAGAUGUUUGAAAGAAAGGCCCCUCAAUAUUCCAGUGGACCAGGCAAUCUCAGCUGAAUGGAGUGAACAUUCUAUAUUCUAUUAAAUGGUGAAAAGUGAUAUUGCUGAUUUCUUGUAGGCAACACUAUUGUCAACUAAUUGGUGUUCUUGAUCAUUUUACUAUUGCAAAUAACUGCCUUUUAACGUUGUAUCCUACAAAACUCUGUUUAAUCCACACUUUAGCCUGGUCCAGUAGCUUGGUAAUCUGAACUAGUUAGGCUGCUGUGUAGAGUCAAGAGGGUGAAUUUUACUUGAGUAACAAUCAAAUUAACAGUAGUUUUACUUACAGUAAAGAUUUUCUGUAUUCUACCCACCUCUGCGCUAAUGAUGGUAUUGACAUAAGUUUACUAGCUUGAUACGUAUGUUAGCUAGCUAUCUCUACCUCUUCUGGCACAAAUGGAUUAGUUAGCUGGUUUUAUUUAAAAUAAAAUGUUAAUAUUCUGCUUGAUUAUAGGAACUACCAUUGUUGAUAUUGUAUCUGUACUAUAGAUGAUCAUGUUUCUUAACAACAGCAGUAGCUGACAGAAGUCAGUUGUUGUGAAGAAGCUGCUUUGUGAAAACGCAUAGCUAACUGGUUACUAAUUCAGCAACAGUAACUAGCUAGUUAAGUUUUGUUAGAUUAUAUUUCAUGUUUUUUUGUUGCACUUGUUAGCCAGGUCCUUAUUCACUUACGUUUCAUAUUAGGUUUCAAUUGCUGGCUCAACUAAGUUAGCCAACUAGCUAAACUGAUACUCGCUAGAAGGCAAAUGUUGGAAAAUUUAUUUUAUGACUGCCAAACUUCCGAAAUACUGCUAGCUAAUAGGUGCACAAAAGAUCCCAAAUGUAAAGAUUGUAUGACUUUCUCAUCAAAGCACGCUUGCAUUUUUUAAAAUCAUAGAAAACAAGUGUUUGCUUGCUCCUAUAGGGUUGCAACCAGUCAGGGUUGCCAGAUUUCACUGGCAGUAUACCGCAGAAUCACCCGUGGACUCCACAAAAACAACUGCACAAACUAUAUUUUUUUUAUACAACCCUAUCUGUAAAUUGACCUAACCAAGCCGAUUUUUGCCCUACAUGGCAACUCCCCACCCCUCCACCCCUUAUCCCUGAAAAUAAACAUAACGUCUGAUAGCGAACACAGGUCAUUAUGUUGGCCCUGUCACAAGCAAAAACAAACUUUUGCAACACCAAGGCUCAUUGGUAAUGCAGUUUUUGGUGCUCUUAAAAACCACCAGUGACAUACAAAUCAUUUUGCAAUCUUGUAUAGCUAUAGUAUAGCUAUAGCUAAUAUUUAAUAUCUCUAUCGCUCAAGACAAUGAAUACUUCAUUUCUGGAACCACUUGUUGACACCCUAUUGCCAACCUCUGUUGAACCGAUAUGUUCCCAUCUGGAAUGUGUACAGGAAAAUGUAUCUACAAUAUAUUUACAUUUUAUUUUAAUGGCAAUGUUGAACAGAUAAUUCCCAUUCCUCAAGGGGAAACUUAGUCUAGUUUUUGCAUGUUUUAUUUAUAUUUAUUUUAUACAUGCAUUGAUGGUUAGCAGUGUAUUCAUAGCUACAGGACAGAAUGUGGUUAAGCCAUUGGAACUGCUGCUUUAGUUUUAGUUUUUGAACUAGGUAACAUUAUGCUUUUUAAGUGGGACCUAAAACGAGACAUCUAAGUUCCUUAAUCGUUUGUUUUACAAAAGGGGUUUACUCAUUUAGAAAAUACAUUUGGGUCUUUUAGCAGACGCUCUCACCCAGUUCGACUUACUUAAGGUUAAGUGCCUUCUCCUAAGGGCGCACAAACUGAUAUUUUUUUGGUCCAUCUUGUCGGCUCUGGGAUUCGAUCCUACGAUGUCAUUGUUACCAGUCCAAGGCUCCAUUCACUAGGCUAUCUGCCAGUGUGCAUUUAUACAACUUUAUACAACAUUUUAUAUGCAAAUACUCAGUACACAGAGUCUAUGUUUCAUUCAUUUUUCAAGACGUUAGAUGCAGAUCUGGGUUUUUUCCUUUUUUGGGCCCCAGACUUCAGAAAUUUAAGCUGCUGUGUAUACACAGAUCAUGUUCAGUGCAUGUCUUUAUUCUUUAUAAGUCUGUCUAUCAGUAUCCAACCACUUGUAAUCUCCUUAUACUCUCUUUAGACACAGUCCUUACAACCCUAAACCACCCUACACAUACUAGUAAUAUACUGGUCAAAUUCAAAAAGGGAAGACAAUGAGUAAACUAAUUAAAGGCGGGUUAUUAUUUAAAGGUAGGAUUGUUCAUAUUGCCCCUUUAAUUUUUAUUUCUAAUAUUUGACUAAAUAGAAUGUCUGUUUGUUUACAACAGUCUACGUUUACAUUCUUAAUAGACACAAAUGUUUGUUGUACAACAUGUCAAUCUUGCCUUUCAUAAAAAAUGUCAGUCUUCUCAAUCGUACGACAUUUUGAAGUGCGCAGAGUCCUUAGUGAUAGUUGAAAAGAAGCAGGGGAAAGCAACAUGUGAAACACAUGAAAAGUACAGAACCCUCCAAGUGCACUGAAGCUUCGUGAUCUUUAGUCUGCACAAAGAUCUGAGCUGGAUCUGCCAGAUUUUUUUAAACAUCAAUUCAACAGCUUUUCAUGUUCUUUUUGACAUUUGUAAAAAAUAACAAAAAAAACAAGUAUGUUUAGUAAUUAUAUCUUAAUCAUUCUCAAUGACUGAUUAGACAAACAUAAUAACUAAUCUCUUUACCACUAAUUGAAGUUGAAUGUGAGAGGCUUUGACUUGACAUUUGGUAUUUCUCAAAUGUAUUAAAGAACUUUGUUACACAAUAUAGUAUAGCAAAUGGUUGACACUUUCUACACCACCAGCUUAUUAGAUAUUAGGAGUCUGUAUUGUCAUCCUACAGUAUAUAGAUUGUGUAUUAUCUAAUGCUUUAACAUGUUUUAACAAAUGGGCUGAAAUGCAUGCUAUUAAACUGCUGUGUUCAUUUUCCUGUUUAUAUUUCUGCACAUCCUUAUGUAGUUGUAUUGUGCUGAAGGAAGGCCCCCAUAAUCCUCCACAUCUUACCCUGCUGAUGUGACUCAGUGGUGUGUGCCUGUCUGGGCUCCUGCACACUUAUGAAAAGUGAUACCCAUUCCCUUAAGGAUGCGUCCCGGGAUUGUCACUGUCUCUUGUUGUAAAUGGGGCUGUUGGAAAAACUAUAGUCACUAAUAGGGUUGUGUCAUGCUGUGUGUGUGUGUGUGUGUGUGUCUCUGUGUGUGUGUCUGUGUGUCAAAAUGUGCCCCACAUCGUCAAAACCAUCUGCUUUAAAACUUGGAAUUUUGUGGCUAACCGAGUUGUUGUACGUUAUAAUGUUGUACGUUAUAACAGUGUGUGGUCGAUUUUAAUGUUAUUGUAUUCGUUAUGACUGUGUGUGGUUGAUUUGAUUGUUAUUAUAUACAUUAUGACUGUGUAUGGUUGAUAUGAAUGUUAUUGUAUAGCCUACGUUAUGACCGUGUUUGCAAUUUAUGUACAAAUAGUUAACAGUAGAUGCAGCCAAUCAACUGUUUUGCCGAUCAGUCAAUAGCGUUUUUAGUGUCUUUCAGUUCUUGGAUAAUUAUUUUUUCACUUUUGAGGAGAGGGAGCUAUGUACCAAAUCAUAUGACUUGGCCUUGGAAAGUUAGCAUUUGUAAUAAAUUGUUAGGGGCGCCAUCUGGCCAUCGAUACUUUUCUAAAUGACAGGUCUCCUGACAAGCACAUUGCUCACCCACAUUUUCUCAAAACUGCAUGUGACACUCAAUGUAAGCAAGGAGGCGGAGCCUCAGUCCCAUCCUCAAAACUGCAUGUGACACUCAAUGUAAGCAAGGAGGCAGAGCCUCAGUCCCAUCCUCAAAACUGCAUGUGACACUCAAUGUAAGCAAGGAGGCGGAGCCUCAGUCCCAUCCUCAAAACUGCAUGUGACACUCAAUGUAAGCAAGGAGGCGGAGCCUCAGUCCCAUCCUCUAUAUAAAUAAAAUUAUUUUGUAAUUGAAAUGUUUUGUGUGUUUGGAAAAUUAAGAUGAUUUACCUGUAUUUUCUUAAAUUUUUUCCCUUUUUUGUGUUGUCCUAAAAUGUGUUGGCAAAAUGUCUUCUUUCCUGUCUGCUUAGGAAUGUUCUCUGUCAUUGUCUUCAGUGGUUUGAAAAUAGCCAUGAGUAAAUUCUAUUUAAAAAAUA